This is a messenger RNA of Branchiostoma floridae (Florida lancelet), 3556 nucleotides long. RefSeq names its product glycoprotein integral membrane protein 1-like. The coding region runs from base 8 to 1084 and encodes 358 amino acids. The transcript has 8 exons. NCBI's taxonomy places the organism in Eukaryota, Metazoa, Chordata, Leptocardii, Amphioxiformes, Branchiostomatidae. The record is from RefSeq and is a predicted model, not a curated record.
UGGUGCAAUGGUAUCUUCCACAGACGUCACGUCAUUGUCCAAGAUGGCUGCCCGAGAGAAGAUGUUGUUGUUGUGCGCUGUCUUCUCGGCGAUUUUCUUCUCUUCUGUCUCCGCCGCUAUCCCGCACGGGAUGCUGGUGGAAGAUGCCACCAGUCCCAUGGCUGUGAAGAUGGAGAAGGCACUGGAAGAAACCAUUCUGGUAGAGGUGCAGGAGGAGGCCCUGGCAGAGCAGAUACCUGGAGAGUUGGAGGAUAAAGUCAUCAAGGUUGAACUGAAGGUGACUGUUCACAAAGGCCAGGUAAAGGUGAAUGACCUGCCGGUCAUCACCCCAGGGAUCACCCACCUGACCUGUGAUGCUCAGAUAUUCCAACCAACUUCUGAGGGGAAGCUGACUCCCCAGGGCGUGGCGACGGUUGGUGUGCGACUGCUGGUGCUGCAGCGGGGCGCAAAACAGCUGCACAUCGAGGAGGAAGUCACCUCUGUCAACGGCACAACUGUCCUACAGGGUGUUGUGCAUCAGGUGCUGAUUGUGUUGAGUGAGAAGCAGAAGGAGCUGAAGCGGAUGGUGUCCCACGUCAAACUGGAACACAGCAAGGUCCAUCAGCUCUCUGCAGACAGUGUGGUCCAUGUGGCCAAGCAAGUUAUCAAGACAUCGACCAUGGGCCAUGCUGAGAUGACCAGUAACCAGCAGGAGGCAGUGGACAUUGCCCCAGAGAUCAGUACAGAGGAGGUGGCUGCCCCUGGCAAGCUGCCCGAGACCCCCCUGCGGGCUGACCCCCCCUUGAAACCCACCACCUUCCACUCGCUGUGCAGUCGUAUGGAGGAGCUGAGGAACCAGAUGUGCGUGGCGUUCCGACAGAUGUGUGACGAGUUCAACCUCCAGUCGUUCUACGUGCGGCUCCUGACCCUCUGCCUGAUCUGUGCCAUGACGGUGGUGAUAUGUCUGUCCUGUGUGAAGGCUUUCUGUCCUGGGGAGGAACUCUCUAAAGAAGAGAAGAUCAAGCUGGGUAUGCUGUGUGAGCAGUGCGAGCUGAAACACAACGAAGAAAGAUACAAGGUUCUGAAGCAAUAUGAGUUGGUAUAGAAGGUUAGGGUUGGGACAGGAUGAAGGAAAGAUAGUAAUGACAUGCAGAGAUUGUACAGCCUCCCUGCACAACUGGUUAAAACUGCAGCAUUUUCUGUGCUCUGUGCCUCUAGUUUAAUUAGCUGGUUGUGUUAUGAUUCCUUUGAUAACGUUAAACUAGCAUAGAUCUCCUAUUUGUGUAGUAUAAGUGCAUAACACAAUUGCAGAUCAUCAGAAUCUAAUAUUUAAGAUUCCUUCUGGUUUUUGAUACAUCCAUGCAUUUAACCUGAAACAGAAAGAAAAGUACUCAACUCGACUGUCUUCUAUAACAGUGUAGACACUUAUAAGUACAUAAACCCAAGACAUAUUGGGAACACAUUCUGUUCAUUAUCUAUAUAUACAAUGUAUAUGCAGUGUAGAAAAUGCUGCAGUUUUUUUGCUUAGAGUCAUACUCAUACCACCUUCAGUUAGUUAACAUUGCUGAAAAAGGAUGCUUAAUGUUAAACGUGGCAUAGUAUAUAGUCCUUUUUUGUGGUAAGUUAUUGUAUUGUGUAAGGUACGUCUUCUAAUCAUAUUUGCUUAUUGAUGGUUUAAUGGUAUAUAUAAAUUUAAUGUUGUAUCUUGGGAUGAUGAGAAAAGUUUAUCGUUAAUAGGCAACUGAAAUGGAUUGAGUAAAUUUGAGUGAGCUUUAGUAAGACUUGCUUAGAUAGAGGGUAUGAAAUCUGUUAGGCUUGUUAAGGAUUAUCAACCAGAACAUGGUUUGAAAAUUGUAGGCAUAAAAUUUGUACAAAGGUUUAAGUCUAGGUAAUGUGAAGUACCCAGAGACUGUACACAGUUACAUGAGAUGUAAUUGUAAAGAAGUAGCCAAAAUGAAGCUGAAUGCCACACAGUCUUAUACUACACAGUUGUCAAGGGUCAUAGUGGCUUAUACUCUACUAAUGAUAACAUUAUUACUGAUAAAUAGCCCAAGGAUUAUCAAUCAAAUUUAGGGUGCAGGCUACCCAAUAGUCUUCCUUAUAUUAGGAUACAGAUAAAGUUGUACUAGUCUUUUGGGUGCUAAAUCUUAGCAUCUUAUGCAGGACAGGAUACACUUGUAUGUUUAACUAGACAUACAAAAUGUAUGGCAAUCUUUCUGCUUCUGUGUUGAAUGAGUAAGAAUGGGUGCAUCAGAUGGAAAGUUGCAGUAAUUCUCAGAGUGAAAUUUCACCUGAAGUUCUAAUUCACAAAACAACAAAAACAUGAUAAUUCUACACUGUAAAUGUCUUUGCAAAGCAAAGUAGUUAUGUCAAACAAUAUCUUAUGAUUAGUUCAAAAGUCAGCAAGCAUACUUCCUUCAUUUUAUGAACAGAGGGCUUGCAAAUAGUGUCUAAACCGGGACCAGGAAGAGGAAUUUAUCAGCAUUUGUACAAUUCUCAGAGUAAGUUGUAAGUAUGCACAGAAGAAAAAACGCUUGGUACUAAUGUAGACCUGUGGAAAUUGCCUAUAGUGAGGAGAGAGCAAGCUAACUAUAAAGAUAUUUACUCAAGGUUAGGAGGCAACUAACAGGACAAUAUUGUUUGAUAUGAUAAUGUUGGGAUUUGGAUAGGGUAAGUGAGUUAAAGAUAAUGUUGUUUGCUAUUGUAUUUGAAAGUAAUAGUCAUUUUAUUGUGUUUAACGUAACAUGUAAGGAAACAUGAAAAUUGUGUAUAGUGUAUAUUGUUCUUAAUUUAUGCAUUCACCCUUAUCCAUCAUGUGUUGUGGCUAUAAACUAAUAUGGCAAUGUUAUGGAAUGAUAAUAAAGCCUAGUUCUGGUUGGCACAGACACUCAAAAGGUUAAGAAAAGCAGGUAAUAUUUCACAUUUACUGAAGUACCAGUUUGUCUUCAGGUUUUGGAAAAUCAACUAAAUUCUCUGGACCAUACAGGUUUCAACAAGACAAAGAAGGAUCUGUUAGAAUGCUGUCCUGUACUGUGCUUGGUCAUAUUCAGUAUCACCAUGGAUGUAAGAGUGACUGCAGUAAACUAACUUUGUCCCUCUUUCAAUUUCCUUGCUUUGUGCAAUGCCAUCAUUGACUCACAAAGAUAUUGGAGGAAACGGCAUCGCUUUGUGUUGGAAAGGAUAUGUAACAACAAAGGUGUUCAUGAAUUAUUCCUGGUUGGAAAUACACAAGAAACACAAAUCUGUAUCACUGCCUUCCAGACUUUGGUCUUACUGUCAAAGAAGUACUUUUUAUUGAUGGCAAGAAACAUUAUAUGGGUUCUCUUUACAUUAUCAUCAAGAUGAUGGAAUAACCACAGUAUUAACUGAUCACUAGAAUAAUUCUUUGACCUGUCCCCAUCAUCUAGUACAUUGUACAUGUACAUGAAGAUGUAUUGUCAUCAAAAAGAUCCAUGUGUAAUAUAACAUUGAAGGUAACUUACAGAAAACAUUUAGCAUUGUGUUCAACUCUGCCUGUCACUGAUGUUCUAAAUGUUGUGGGAAACAAAUGGCAAUAUUAAAUGUGGAAGAAAAAGAC